GGACAUAAAAAUGUUCUUGAACUUCAAAACAAACAAAUCCCCAAAAAUUUUGUGAAAUCCAACCUCAAACGCAAAAUAAAAUAUAAUUUAUGUGAAGAUGUCGGUAAUAGAACCAGGAAAUAUAGCAAACAAGAUAAAACUGUUAUUUCAGAAAAUUGCAGAUCCCAAUUACAUACUUGAUAACUACUAUGCCGACGGUUUAAUUAACAAAAUAUCGACAAAAGAAGACCCUGAUAUCAUAGCCUUGGAAAAGUUAACCCUUCUGUCAGAUCUCCUCAUUCAAGCGUUGGAGAAGAUUAAUGAAGUUCACAUCACAGUUCAAGUGUUUCUGGUUCGACUGUGCUCCCUUGUAUUCUGUCACGAGCUAAAUUUUGUCAAAAUUAUUUCCACAACAACUGCAGAUCAAUUCAAGAAAGCUCUAAAUGAAAUCAACCUACCAGAUAAAAAGCCAAGUGUUAAAGUAGCUUAUUUAGAGUUGGCUCAUGCUUUUAUCAAACACCCUACAGGAGUACAAUGGCUGAUUCGGACCAGCUCAUGGGAAAAUAUUAUCAGGCUGACCUCUGGCAAUCAGUCAGUUUUUGUUCUAAGACAGACAUACAAGUUUGCCAGCAUAUUUCUAUGGCAACUCAACGACUUAGGUGAUGAAGACACUAUAAAAAAAGUGCUGGACAUUGUCCUGCAGCCAAUACUGUCCAAUAAUUUCAUUAAUGUCCUGUCUGUGACUGCGGAGGAUGAGGCACAGCACAGCCGAGUGUUGAUCCCAAUGAUGCACACCCUCAUGGACCUGUUCACGCAGUGUUCCCGUCUGAAGCGGCCAACCUUGCUCAUGAAUGUUCUACUGAACCAUUACAAAAUCACUAAUCAUUUGGUUAUUAUGAAAGAUCGGAUAGCACACGAAAAGGACAUCAACUUUUUGGCUGCCAAACUGUUGUUUUGGCUGAGUAUAGCUCGGACUCUGCUGGAUCGACCCUUGGACAAGGAGGAGGUGGUGCAGGGCUUUCAUGUGGUGGACGUAGCCGUCACCUACUUCAACCUGAUGACGGAGAACAUUAACAAGCGCUGCCCCACAAUGAUCCUAGACAUCAGCAACGCCUGCAACGUGAUCUGGUCACAAAUGUGGGGGAUAAACGGACCCAAGUACAGUGAGGAUUUAAUAAGCAAAGGCAUUAUUUUGGAGCAGCAAUUUAUAUUACUACAGUUGGUCCCUAUUAUAACAUACAUGAAAACAUCGGCAAUGAAGAAUGACCCGAACAAAAUGAUAGAUAAAGAGCUGGAUGACUUUGUUGGGAAGUGUAUGGACUUAGGGUGCGAGCACACGAGCCGGACUGCAUAUGCUCUGCGGGACGUGAUGAAGACCAUGGACCCGCUGGCCGUCGCACUGCAGAGCGUCAAGAGACUCUCCUGUCUCAAGAGCUCGCUCAACGACGUGCAGGCCAACCUCAUCUUCCAGACACUGUUCUACUGUCUCAGGGAGUACGACCCGGCCGACGAAUAUGGCGAGUGGAAGCCCGAGGAGCUCUAUGAACUGAGUCUAGAAAGGUCUAUGGUGAUGACCUAUGUGAUGGACACUAUCUUGCUUCUGCUGAACAACUUCAAGAUCCACUGGUCGGAGAGCAUUGAAGUUAUCUGUUUGUACACGAUUGUGCAAAGCGUCUUGAAGAGGCAAAAUCUAAGUCCUAAGUUCGUCGUAGCAGCCCUUAAGGUGCAAACCUUCACCAUCAAGAACUUCCUUCCGCCGAACCUCUCGCUCCUAAUGGAAGCGACAACAGGUUCAUCACUCAGCGACAUUGGGGAGCGGCUGCACCGUCGUCUGCUGGACGUGAACUGGGAGGUUCGAGACUCCGCGCUGGAGCUGCUGCAAGUGUGCACGGAGAUAUCCUUCAUGAAAUUCCCGCCGAUGCAGAAGCAGAUAGUGGACAACAACCUCAUCAACGUGGCCGCGGCCAUCGCGCUCAACGACCACCAGUUCUACGCGCAGGCGUCGGCGCUCAAGUGCCUCGCCGCAGCUACUAAGGUCAACUGCUUCUGGGAGAAGUUGAAGUCGGAAUACCCGAAUAUUGAGGAUCGGCUUAUAAUAAUUCUGAAGGAAAACCAAGAGGGCUUAGUGCGGCAAGAGGCCGUCAACGUGCUCUGUGAGAUAUACCAGAACCUCAAGCUAUCACCCGCCUUCACUGACACCCUGCUCAAUCACAUGAUAUCCACUGCUCUAACUGACUUCCACUGGGAGGUGCAGAUAGCAGCACUCAAGUUCUGGCGAGUGGUCAUCCACCGGCAGUUCUCAGAACAAGGAAUGCUAGACGGCACCUUCCCACCAGUAACGUUCUCCAAAGAAACCAGAAAGAUUGUCACCCUAAACACUGAGGAAUGCGGCCGAAGGCUAGUGAAAGCCAUGGACGCACUGUCUUCGUUGGGAUGCUUGACUGUCUUACUUAAACUGCUGCAAGAUGAUGUUGAAACGGAAAUCGUUAAGACGUCGCUCGCAAUAUCUGAGGAAAUGCUGGAUAUACUACACAAGUACAAUGCUUUGGAGUUUUUGAACGAAAGUGACGCCCAGAACAUGAACAACAUAACUAUAGAGGUCACAGAAGACGCGAAACCCGAAAAAGGACAAGAUUCAUAUCCGCGUACAGCUCCAAAAUCUUCCGAUGACAUCAUAGAGGGUAUUCUAAACUCUGACGACAUGAAUUUACUGAGUAAUAUUUAUCAGCAACAUCUAUCACUGCAGCCAGUGGAAAAUGAUACUGGGGCAGUGCCUGAGCCUAAAGUGAAAGUGCUAAGAUUUGUUACGCCCAGUACAUUCGUCAAAUACUUGAAAAGCAAGAACUUCAAAGCCAUCAUAGAGCAAAGGCGGCAGUGGAACGAUGGCAUACGCAGCCUGUCUUCACUGCUGGAUGAUGUGCUUGGUAUUUAUGAGAUCAGUGAAGGGGAAGACUACAAUACGAUGGAUUGUUAUUAGUACAAAUAGAUUAGUAACUAAUAGUUAAGUUUCAUUAAGUUGCAUUUUGAUAAUGUUUAUAAUCAAGAGAUUAUAUAUUUUUUUAAGGUU
Messenger RNA from Plutella xylostella (diamondback moth), 3046 nucleotides. Its product is annotated as integrator complex assembly factor Brat1. Gene Ontology annotation, biological process: cell population proliferation; DNA damage response; positive regulation of protein phosphorylation. The record is from RefSeq and is a predicted model, not a curated record. Lineage: Eukaryota; Metazoa; Arthropoda; Insecta; Lepidoptera; Plutellidae. Gene Ontology annotation, cellular component: nucleus.